AUGUCACAAUAUUGUUGUAGUACUGAAGAUAUAAAAAUAAUUGAUUUUGGUGAAGUUGAAAUGGGUAAAACGGUUGUCAAAUCAAUUGAGAUAUAUAAUGAAAGUUGUAAAGAACAGAUUUAUGAAGCACGAAGAGAUCCUGUAACUAAUCCUAUGGAUCAUGUUUUUAAUUUGAAAACGUAUACUUGGACUUUGUUGCAAGAACAAUGUUUUUCUUGCGAAAUACAAUAUCGACCCCUUGUACCAUCUUCUAGAAAUAUUGUUCGUGGAACUUGUAUUGGUCCUGCACUUUCAUCAUCAAAAAAUAAAAUUGUAUUAAAGUGCUCAAGCAAAUGUACACGAGUAAAAAAACAAAUAAAGCUUUGGAAUCAUUCGAAAGUAAAAGCUUCAUUUAUAUUCGACAUUGAUAUAAAACACAAAUAUUUUAAAUUAGAUAUCAUAGAGGGUGUAAUUAAUCCUGGUGAUUACAAAUACAUAACGAUCACUUUUACACCGAUUAAAGAAGGAAUUUAUGUGUACCAUUUACCAUGUUUAAUAUUGUAUCAGGAUCCAAUUAUGAUUAAAUUAUAUGGAUUUUGUACAUCAGUUUAUAAAGAAAUCAACAUUACAUCAAACUUGGAUGAAUUUAAUUCACAACCAUUAAAUGGUUUUGAGGAAUAUAUGAACGAUAGUAUUAAUAUAAAGAAAGGAAAUUUAGGAUUGGUAUCUGUGUCUAACAAUUAUUUCGAUUUUGAUCAGAUUGAUAUAAAAAAUAAAAUAAAUAGAAGUCACCAAACUGUUUGUUUUACAAAUCAUAGCUACAUGAAUUUAUUACUCAGGUGGGAUCAAGAUGAUACAGGAGUCUUUAAAAUAGAGCCAUGUACAGCAAAAAUAUAUCCAAACAAUUCUGCUUUGUUUGAAAUCAUUUUUCAACCUAAUGAGGAAAACAAUUUAUAUACGAAGCAAUUUAUUGGGUAUUUUUUUGAUGAUGACUUUAACAAUGAAGAUGAACUUUUUACGGUUCCUUUCUUUACAUGUUUACGAGUAAUAGGACAUUCUUUUCCUGCUAGUUCUGCAGGAUGGAUUCCUCAGUAUGAAUUACCAUCAACUAUUAUACUACCACCAUGUAUUCCACCGCUAUCAGUUUAUACGACAUUUGUAAUAAAAAAAUUUGGCCAUUUGCCUUUAAUGUUUCGGUUUUUGCCUCCAGUGGAUAGCCACUUCAUAGUAAAACCAAUGUUAGGAAUUAUUUAUGGGAAUUAUCAGGUGGUGGUAGUUCAAAUAUGUCCUGAAAUGACAGGAGAGCAUUUAUAUAUGGAACAAUGGGCAAUAUGUUUUAAUGGAAAGAACAAAGAUUAUAUUAGUUUUAAAGGAUAUGCUGAAUACGCAAAUAUUAGUUUUAAUAAUAGUACAAUAACAUUUGCUACAGUAAAUUUAGAUACCCAAAAAAAAGAAUCAAUAUUUAUGAGAAAUAUUACUCGUCACACUAUAAUGUAUCAGUUUUUGAAUGUGCCAUCACAAUUGAUCGUUCCAUAUUCAAAGGGCCAGAUUUAUGCUAACGAUAUCCUCUCUCAAGAAUGGAUAUUUCAUCCUAAAAAAUGUGGCGAAUAUAAUUUUGAUAUUAAAUGUAUUCUGAUGAUCGUACAAAACGGUGUACUUGUUGGAACAGAAGUUUGCAUGACAUUGCACAUUACUGGGAAAUGCGAAGCUGGUUUACUUGUGGCAGUACCUAAUGAAUUAGAUUUUGAUAUACAAUCAUAUGGGAACGAAAAAAUGAAGAGUUUCUAUCUUUAUAACUUUAGUCUCGUGAAUAUACCUUUCAAAAUAUGUUAUCAUCGUUCUUGGCCAAUUGGAUCUAUCAAAUGUGAUGUAAAAAUAUUUCCACUCUCUGAAACCAUUCUUCCAGGAAAAUCAGAAAAAAUCACUGUGUCUAUUACUCCAUACACACCUGGAUUUUACGAAAUUGUAAUAGAAUAUUUGGUAAGAAUUAAUUCUUGGACGGAUGAUAUCAGUUAUAUGCAAUUACCUCGACAAAUAUGCAAAGUUUAUUGUAAAUGUGAAUUACCAACUUUAAAGAUUGAAGACAUACACUUUUAUGGAACUUGUCCGUCAAUAAGCAAAGUUAUGUUAUGGAAAAUAAUAGAAGUAAAUAAAUUCAAUAUUGUUUUGAAAAAUAUAUUGCCUUAUGAAGAAGAAUCACGAUACAUAUAUUUUCCACCAAUGAUAUUAAAUGAAAAUCCAAUACGUUUAAAAUUAUAUAUUUCUAAUCCUACGUCAGUAAAUGCUACAUGGGAUAUUAAAAGAAGGAAUUUAUGUUCCUGUAAACCAAUAAGUAAAUCACGCGGUAUCUCAUUUCGAUAUGUAGACUUCAAUUGCAUUCACAAGAAAGUAUGUUCUAUUUAUCCACGAUCGGGAUUUUUAAAGCCCAAAGAAAUAGUUGCGAUUGAAAUAGAACUACGAUAUAUAUUAUUAGGAAAAACUCAAGUAAAAUGGGAUUUAAAUAUUGGACAUGAACGUCAUAUUAUUUUAUACAUUCAAGUGAAUUCUUUAUCCGGAUCUGAAAAAAGACUUCAUUUUUUUUACAAACCAGUUGUAAAAUUGGAGAAUGCUUAUUUUGGUGAUAAAAAAGCUCAACAUCGGAUAUGUUGGAUUUAUAAUUAUACAAACAAUUAUUUACCUUAUACCCUGGAUAUUACUAAUUUAAAUAAAAUAAAUCAAAUCUGUCGUUCAGAAAUACUCGCAUGUUUGAAUCCAGAUGGUAUUGCGCAGCCACGAUCCGUUACACCUCUUAUUUUAAAAUUUCAUCUUAAACAAUUUAAAGAGAUUGAAGUAUCAACAUAUCUGAUUGUUUUGAUAUUGUUCUUUAAAAUACGCGUAGUAUAUCUUCCUAUUACUCUUGGUGACAAACAAACGGAGUUAAUAAUUUACUGUGAACCUUCCAUUGUAUAUCCACUUAAAAUGACUAAAAGAAUUCUACCUAAUUUAAACGCUUUCAAAUGCAAAGAAUUUCCAGUAUAUUUUUCAACUGAUUAUAUUCAACUAUCCACAAGUAUGCAUAACCAUGUUGUUAAAAUGAUUAUGAUGUAUAAUAAUACAACAAGUGAUAGAUUCGCUUACACGUGGAAAAAUGAAAGUGUAUCAGAGUUAUGUGAUAUAAAAGUUUAUCCAACAGAAGGUAUGAUACAACCGAAAAAGCUUCAAAGUGUUCGCGUAAUAAUUAUUACGAAAGGUGUUAACUGUCAAGUAGAUGUUAAUAUAACUUGCGAAUUUCUUAACAUCACUCAAAGACGAAAUCUUCAAAGAAAAAUUUAUAAAUACAAUGAUAUAUGCGAUCAAUUUAAAUCAGAAUUUAUUUUGACUGAAAAAGGUGAACAUUUUCCGAAAUUACCACCCAAACCAGAAGGAAAGCUUGAAAUAUGUUGCAAAACAUUGUUCAUACUUUGUAAUAUUUACAGUCCAGAAGAUAUUUUUUUAAGGACUACGUUAAAAGAAGAAUUGAAAAUGACUCCAACGGAAGAACUUCAAAUAGAACAAAAUAAAAAAUUUGUUCACAGUCAUGAACACAAUAAAAUGAUGCUGUUUAUUUUAGAAGGAAUGAUAUGGGAUAUUCUUAACAGUAGACUAUUUAAAUACACGAUUCAAAAACAUGUGCUAAAUGGACCGCAUUUGUAUUAUACUCAAUUUUUAACUAAUUCGUUAGAUCGUGAAAAAGUAAUAACUAAAUCGUACAUAGCAACACCACGAAAGUUGAUUGCAUCUAUUUUAGAAAAGAUGUUGUUUCUUAUAAUUCACGAAGAAUUUCAAUUGGAAACAGCACACUUAUUUAAAGAAAAAGAUAUCAGACAUAUAAAUAAUGUAAAAAUAUUACCCACAUUAAAAGUGCGCGAAGAAGAUGAAGGGGAUAGCUUUUAUGAUAACUUAAAGCAUCAUUCCACAGAACUUAGAAUUUCUUACAUAGAUUAAUUAAUCUCACUUUUGUUUAGGUUUUAAUAUAAAUAAAAAA
Molecule: messenger RNA, 3982 nt
Organism: Polistes dominula (European paper wasp)
Lineage: Eukaryota; Metazoa; Arthropoda; Insecta; Hymenoptera; Vespidae
Product: cilia- and flagella-associated protein 65
Source: RefSeq, a predicted model, not a curated record